GCAGCGGCGGUAGGCAGCUUGGUGGCUAACGGGGCAGCUAAUCCUAGCCAUGGUUCACCGCUGUUUCAUUCUUCAAACGAACAGCCGCUGAAGAUGACUCGAGUGGCUCUGGGCUGUUUGGGAAGAUGGCGACAAUUUUACAAGCUAACUGGCAUCAUGAAGGUGUAGCGAAGUGAGCGAAGAACCCGUGACACUGAUGCCAGCUGGAGGCUGAAGACCCUCAGGAUGAGUGGAGCUGCAGAGCACACGGACAUCCUGUCAGUGGGAGAUGUGGUCCGGGACAGGUGGAAAGUGAUAAGGAAGAUAGGAGGAGGAGGCUUUGGAGAGAUCUACGAAGUUCUGGAUCAGUUGAGCCAGGCCACCGUAGCCUUAAAAGUUGAGUCUGCUCAGCAACCCAAACAAGUGCUAAAGAUGGAGGUGGCUGUGCUGAAGAAACUUCAAGGAAAAGACCACGUGUGUCGAUUUGUGGGCUGCGGCAGGAACGAUCGCUUCAACUACGUGGUGAUGGAACUCCAGGGGAGGAAUCUGGCUGAUUUGCGCAGAACAAUGACCCGCGGCACCUUCUCCGUCUCCACAACUUUAAGACUCGGCAAGCAGAUCUUAGAGGCCAUUGAAAGCAUCCACUCUGUCGGAUUUCUGCACCGCGAUAUUAAGCCAUCGAACUUUGCCAUGGGAAGACUUGCUAGUACCUGCAGAUGCUGCUAUAUGCUUGAUUUUGGUUUGGCUCGUCAGUUUACCAACUCCAACCAAGAAGUCCGUCCUCCUCGUCCUGUGGCAGGUUUCAGAGGAACUGUGCGGUACGCGUCAAUCAAUGCCCACAAGAACAAGGAGAUGGGUCGUCAUGACGACCUGUGGUCCCUUUUCUACAUGCUGGUGGAGUUUAUGGUUGGACAACUUCCCUGGAGGAAAAUUAAAGACAAAGAACAAGUAGGAAAUCUGAAAGAAACGCAUGACCAUCGACUCAUGCUGAAGCACCUUCCAUCAGAGUUCAGUACUUUUCUGGAUCAUAUCCUGGCUUUGGACUACUUCACUAAGCCUGACUAUCAGCUCCUGAUGUCAGUGUUUGAGAAGGCCAUGAAGAGCCACAACGUGCUGGAGAAUGACCCCUAUGACUGGGAGAAAUGUGAUUCAGAGGAUUUGCUGACCAUCACUGCAGCAGCCAACACUGCUCAGCAGCUCACUCGCCUCACCCCAGCUUACCUCGGCAUGGCCAAUGCUUCAGUGUUGCCAGGCGAGCUGCAGAGAGAAAACACAGAGGAUGUCCUUCAAGGGGAACGCCUCAGCGACGCUGACAACUGCCCUCCCAUCCCCACCCCGACCACUCCUGGUGGAGACGUAUGGGAAGAGAUGGACCGCAAUCGGAACCAUAAACACGCUCAGCCGAUGCUCAGAAAGGUCGUGAGUGAGGAUGAACAUAGUCAGAACCAGGGGAACCAGAGCCCCAACACUGGCUCCAUGCAGAGUUCACCAAGACGGGUGCGGUCAGAGACCAUGUUCUUGGAUCGUGCUGCACCUCUGCUCCGCAGGAUGAGGCACAGCCAGAGUUUGGCAUUUGAAAAGCGGCUCGCUCCUGAACCAAAGCCCACCAUCGAACGCUUCCUUGAGGCCUAUCUAGGCAAACAGCGUCCUGUCCUUUGUCAUGUUGAGGAGAAACCCAUACCAGAGAAGGGGCACGGACAGCAGAUGGCUUCCUGCAACGAGGAGCGAUCCGGCACAGCAACUCCCGACCCAGAAGAUGGCGCAGCGAGCAGUGGCUUCGUGGCUGUAAACUUCAGCCCUGUACCUCAGGAAACAAACUCUCAGGAGUGGGUGAUGCUGGAGCUAGAGCAAGCCAGCAGCUCUGGAGGAUGCAAGCCUCAGACAGACGCUCAUCACGAGAACAAGCUGGGGGCUCGCGCUGCUGCUGAAUCUGAGAAUCACUCCUCGGAGCAGCAGGAGGGCCAAACAAGCCUUGCAGUGCCCAGCAGCCCCGUCCUGUCGCAGAUGGCCAUGCCCUGCACAUGGUUACUGGGCCACCGGAGGCUGCCAGGGGUGCUGGGUCAAAUGCCUUCAGUCAUGAUGGGAAGAACGCAGAUGGAGCAGACCUCCAGCGGUGAAAAAUGCUCACCUGUACAGAAGAGCAGCACAGCUCCACCUGAGGAAUCAUCCUGUAAAUUAGAGGAACUUGUAGAGGAAAGUUUAAAAAAUGGGGGGAAAGUGGACUCGGCCCCCGUGUUAAAUCCCGCCAAAGGCCCCACGGUUCAUCUGACCAACGACAGAGACCCAGAGAGCGAUUCUGGUCUGCCCGAUCGCUCCUCGGAGCCGAAUCAGCAUCCUCAAGCAGACACAGCAGGUGGCGCUGUGGAGAGCACCGUCACAGUCUCCUCUUCUCCACCUCCAGCUCUGCUCAGGCGAAGAGACUCUCCAUUGUCCCCGAGACUGAGUCGAAUCCCAGUACGAGAUCCCAGCAACCCAUUGGACUCUCCGAGCAGAGACCCGAACGUGGAUAGGCGUCACCGCUGGAGCAGCCCGGCUCCCGGCUCGCCGACGCACUCACCCUCUCCGUCUCUGUCCUGCGACAACCUUCCCUGCGCCCUGCCGAGAGACAGGCUCUCCUCGGAGCGGGGCUCUAGGUCCGACUGCGCAGGAGAAGACCCUCUGUCCCUGUCUUCCUCUUCAGGAAGUAAAAGUAAAAUCCCCCGCCCUGUGAGUGCCACGUUUCUCCCAGAGCAGCUCACUAGCCGGUUUUUGCCUCGACCACCUCCAGGGAAACCGCCCAUCCGCCCAAAUGUGGACAACAGACGGCGGCGGUUGAGGGUGCGAGCCAGCAGCACCAGCGACGCAGACUUCCUGGCCACACUGACGCAGCUGAUGCAGGACCGCAGCGGGCUGCUCCUCAGCCCUCCUCCUCGCCCUCGCUGCUCCUCCUCCCUCCAACGCUCUCUAAGCUCCUCCCCCUCCCGACACGAGCUCCGAGAGAACGUGACGCUGCAGCAGGGGCGCAGCCGCUCGCCUUCCAGCCUCUCGGGCUCCCCUCCUCGGCACGCUCAGCCGCAGUACAGAACCACAGAACCAGGUCAGUGGAGCUACGGCUCCAGAGGAAAAGCUCCACUCCACGAGGCUAAAGGAAAAUUGACUCGAUGACUGCAUUCUAACAAAACAGAUUGACUGCGCAACUGUGGAGAGGCUGCCUCACCGCCAGUCCCCGAUAGCAUGUGUAAAUAAGGCAUAACCCGAGGGAAUGUACUGUAUGUAAUGUAAAAUGUAUGAUAAAUUGUAUUUAUUUAUUUAUUUGAACAUGGGAAAAUGUUGAGAGAAUCUUGAGCUUGCCAAUGUUUACCUCUCGUUUUAUUCCUCUAAUAAAACUCUAUGUAGUCCUAACGAGACCAAAAAAAAAAAUCAAGUUUAAAGCUUGAGGGAUGUAAAAAAAUUGUAACUGUAGAUAUGUACCAUUAGGAAAACGGCUACCGCUGACUAUGAAAUCCUGUAUCUAAUCUAAAAACACUAUAGUAAUAAAGAAAACAAGUUGUAAACUGAACCAAGCAUUCAUGUACAAAGUCAAAGCAUGCAGUCUCACAAUGUUAAUUUAAUAUUUAACAAUGAGAUGCUCAUUUUAGCAUAGCUUAGUGUUGUGUGUACUUUUACUUUACUCGAAUAGUUUUAUCACGUGGCCACCAUCAGCAUAUUAGAAUGUACAUUUUAAGUGCACUCAUUUAACUAUUGUAAGCAUGCAUGAAUAUUCUUGCUAAUGUUUUUUUAUUUGUACAAUCAGCUGAAAGCAUCUGUAUUUUUAUUGAGCUGCUUCUGAUCAAAAUACAUCACGACAUAGACCAGCAAUGACUCACAUUUUCAUUGUAUCUCACGAAAGCAGAGCGUCUAAUCUUUCCGAUUCUUGGCAAUUCAUUCGGUGAUGGAGGCGGUGGGAAAUGCUGAAGGAGCGGUGGACUGAAUGCUGGAGGAAGAUGAUGUUAAAUCAGUGUUAAGCUGCUGAAAUGGACAGGAAGCUGAAAAAUGCGGACAGAAAUGGAUAAAUGUGUUUCAAUAAAAGCUGAU
Molecule: messenger RNA, 4032 nt
Organism: Nematolebias whitei (Rio pearlfish)
Lineage: Eukaryota; Metazoa; Chordata; Actinopteri; Cyprinodontiformes; Rivulidae
Gene: ttbk2b
Product: tau tubulin kinase 2b
Exons: 15
Coding region: 226-3123 (965 amino acids)
Biological process (GO): peptidyl-serine phosphorylation; signal transduction; cilium assembly
Cellular component (GO): cytoplasm; nucleus; ciliary transition zone
Molecular function (GO): protein serine/threonine kinase activity; ATP binding
Source: RefSeq, a predicted model, not a curated record